AUGGGGGACUGGAGCGUGCCCAUUGGCGCGCUGGGCGAAGAGGUGGUGGCUCGGCUGUGUGAGCUCCUGGAUAACGCGGGCCGGGGCUGGCGCAGGCUGGCUGAGCUGGCCGGGGCUGAGAAACGCUUCAAGUGCAGCGCGGAGGAGCUGGAGAUGUGCUCGCUGAAGGUGCUGGAGCCCCGCGGCAGCCCCACGCAGUGCCUGCUGCAGCUCCUGGCCGAGCGCGACUGCACCCUCAAGUACCUGCUGGGCUGCCUGGAGCAGAUGGGGCACACAAAGGCCUGCCGGGUCCUCAGCGCCGCCGUCCAGGACAUGAUCCGCAUCACGGUGCAGCCGGAGUCACAGGUGGUGGCAGAGGGGACACGGGUGUCUCUGACCUGCUGUGCCACCGGCCCGCCGGGGCUCGUGUACCAGUGGUUCUGCGGGAAGCGGGAGGUGCCUGGAGCCACGUCCCCGGAGCUGGUGAUCGACACGGCUGCCCCCUCGGGCCAGCCCCAGUGGUACAUCUGCCGGGUGAGCUGUGGGGCCACCUUCGCCUUCUCCAGGUGGGCCCACGUCCAGGUGGAGAGGAGCAGCAGCCCCAGCUCAGCCAGUGACUACUGCCCGAGCAUGGCAGGGCUGCAGAUCCUGCGGCAGCCACGGCCGUGCCGCCUGGCCGAGGGGGACACGCUGGCCCUGGAGUGCAGAGCCAUCGGCAACCCCCCGCCCCAGUACCAGUGGUUCAGGAACCGACGUCCUGUGGAGGGGGCUCAGGCACCCCAGCUCCAGGUGAAGCUGGUGACGACGGCUGAGCGGGGCAGCUACUGCUGCCGAGUGUUCAACCUCUUCCACGAGGUGUGGAGCCAGGAGGUAGAUGUGGAGAUCGGCCCACGGCUCUUCACCUCUGGAGGCUCCUGGCAGGAAGGAGAUGGAGGCUUCCCAGAGUGUGGCAGUCCCGGCCAGUUGUAUGCCACGGACAAAGUGGCGCUGCUGAUCGGCAACAUGCACUACCUGCACCACAAGCAGCUGCAGGCGCCCAUGGUGGACGUCCACGCCCUCAGUGCCCUCCUCCGCCAGCUCGACUUCAAGGUGGUCUCGCUGCUGGAUCUGUGCAAGGCUGAGAUGCAGAUGGCUGUCAACGAGUUCCUCCUCCUCCUCGACAAGGGCGUUUAUGGUUUGCUCUACUACGCCGGGCACGGCUAUGAAAAUUUUGGCAACAGCUUCAUGGUGCCCAUCGACGCGCCCAGUGCCUACACGUCGGCGCACUGCCUGUGCGUGCAGCGGGUGCUGCGGGCGAUGCAGGAGCGCCGCACCGGCCUCAACACCUUCCUGCUCGACAUGUGCCGCAAGAGGAACCUCAACGACGAUGUCAUCCCGCAGGUCGGGGCGCUGGAGGUCACGGCCAAUAUCGUCUUUGGUUAUGCCACGUGUGCGGAUGCCGAAGCCUAUGAGCUGAGCCAGGGCGAGCUCUCCAACGGCAUCUUCGUCACCUUCCUCAAGCGCUGGCUGCUGGAGGACGAGAAGAUCACUGUGCUGCUGGACAAGGUGGCCGAGGACAUGGGCACGCUGGAGAUCACGAGGGGCCGGCAGGCGCUGGAGCUUCGCAGCAACCUCUCGGAGAGACGAGCUCUGACGGACCCCAUCCGCCCCCCGGGCCAGGACGAGACCUCUGCCAGGAACCUGCAGUGGGCCAAGGCUCAUGUGCUACCGGAGAGCCGGCACCUCCGCUUCGACUGCGGCGUCACCGUCCAGCUGGGCUUCGCCGCCGAGUUCUCCAACAUCAUGAUCAUCUACACGCGCGUGGUGGCCGCCCCCAAGGACGUCACCAAGUGCGAGGCCAGGCUCACUGACAUCCCCGAGGAGCUGGAUGUGGACCUCAAGUGCACCAACAAGGAGAGCCCGGAGGAGGUGGGCAGCCCCCUGGCACCUGUCUGGAGCCUCGGCUGCCCCUCCUGCUGCCUCUACAGCCGGAUCUGUGGCUUGCAGAAGCUGCGGCAGGAGCUGGCCUUCACCGUGUGCCUGCAGUACCGCUACCGGGGCAUGGACGACUUCGUGGAGGAGCGGCAGCGGGUGAGCGUGGGGCGGCCGCUCAUCGCCAAGCUCAACCUGCAGCGGGCGGCCUCGCCCUCCCCGCCCCGCAGCCCCCUCUCCUCCUCCCCCUCUGGGAGCUGGGGGGCAACAGGCAGCUCGUGGGUCAACACCCCUGAGGAGAACCUGAGCCCUGAUGUCCCCAGCUCCCACACCCUGUAG
Messenger RNA from Myiozetetes cayanensis, 2229 nucleotides. RefSeq names its product mucosa-associated lymphoid tissue lymphoma translocation protein 1-like. Gene Ontology annotation, biological process: proteolysis. The transcript is spliced from 16 exons. Gene Ontology annotation, molecular function: cysteine-type endopeptidase activity. The coding region runs from base 1 to 2229 and encodes 742 amino acids. The record is from RefSeq and is a predicted model, not a curated record. Lineage: Eukaryota; Metazoa; Chordata; Aves; Passeriformes; Tyrannidae.